AGCGGUGCUCAGACCGUGUCUGUCUCUGCUCCCAGAAAAACGCCGAAAACUUCUGUCAGUGGCGAGUAAACCAAUGAAAGAAACCGGGCGACGGAUAGUUUUAAAGCUGGAUUUGUGCGGCUGUGAUCUUUUUUUCACUGUAGUUUUGUUUUUUAGAGACUUUUAAACUGGUUGGUUUGUACCGCGCAGUCGCCGGGAUUUCCUCUCAUCUCGAAGUUCCCAAGAUGAACUUCGAUCCAGUUGUCGGCAAACUUUCUGUUUUUGUGGCAACGCUCCUCAUCGGGCUGGUUUGUCACGCAGCAGAACCUCCAGCAUCUCAGUGGUCCAGCGACGAAUACAAAAACCUCACCCUGCGACGACACAGAACAUGUGUCGAAAACAAGCAGUACCUCCACCAGGGACUCUGCUGCCUCAACUGCCAGGCUGGAACCUUUGUGAAGAACGGCUGUGAAAGAGACCAAGAUUUUGGGACCUGUCUUCCCUGUGAGCAUGGACAGACCUACACAGAGCACUCCAACGGGAUGAACCGCUGUUUGCCCUGUACACACUGCCGAUCAGAUGAGAUUGAAACUGCAGCCUGCACGACGACUACAGACACCAGGUGUCAGUGCAGACCAGGUACCUUCUGCGUCCCCGAUCAGGCCUGCGAAGUCUGCAAGCGUUGUGCCAAGUGUAAAUCAGGGGAGGAGGAGGUGAAGAAGUGCACCCCCUUUUCUAACACAGAGUGUCGAAAACGGGAUCCGUCCCCGACUGAAACCUUCCAAGCCGUCCCUACUCCCACCCCUAACUCCCCAGCAGACAUUGUUGGUCCUAUAUGCAUUUUCCUGGCCGUCCUCGUUAUCGUCAUUCUUAUUGCACUGGCCGUGUGGUGGUUUGUAAUCAAGCAGCGUUCAUGUGAAAUACCAUGUUCAAAGAGCCACUGUGAUUCCAGUGAAAUUGUGAAGAUUCCUAUUGACGAGAGUGGGGCCACAGCAGAGGAGAGACAAAAUAAUCAGAACGCCGGUCUAGAAGGGGAAGAGCCCCGCCCGGAGUCACGGCCCCUCCUGCAGGAGACACAAUCUGGGAUGACCAAGGCCUCCUCUCCCCUCGAAGAUGAAGACAGAGGACUUGGAGACAGUUUGCCCAAUACCACGAGUUCGUCUCAAACGAGCCUGUCAGCCCUGCCCACGGCGGCUUCCUCUGGUAACACCCCACACCAGAGCCCCACCGCCAUCAGACUGCCCCCUGCAGACAUGGAUGAUCCUCUGCAACAUCGAUUGGUUCCACUACAAGGAUCAGAAAAAUCACUAAUGAAGAGCUUUGAUUUGUUCGAUGAGUACCUGGAUGUGCGGAUCCAUAACAAGUUCUUCAGACUGAUUGGAGUCAGCGAUAACCACAUUCGGAUUGCGGAGAACGGUCCCCCCAGCGACAAAGUGUAUGAACUGCUGAAGAACUGGAUGCAGAGGCAGGGACUAAAAGCCGACAUCAACGACCUGUUGGACGCUUUGCUAAGUAUGGACCAGCGGCGCUCAGCUGAGAGCAUCGCCUCUGCAGCGCUGCAGAGAUGCUACUACACGCACGCAGACACGCCCUGAAAGCUGAAGUCACGGGGUCUGCAAAUGAAGUAAACACAAAGUACUUACUGCAAGAAAAACUAAAAGCACACAGACACUGUCGGUGGACAUUGUGUCUCACGAACAGGCUUACCUCUUUGUGGCUGACCAGCCAUGUUUUUAAAAGCCAGUAGUUUUAAAAAGAAAAACACAAAAAGGGGAAGGCCGAGCUGUAUUUAUACGAGCUCUGAAGACGUUGACUACUUGCCAAAUGCGGAGUCGUAAUAAUGAAAAUGAAGAACAGAGUUUUGUGGUCAAAUUAAACAACUUUGACACCAAAGACAAUCAUGAAAAUGUCUUCCAAAAGAGAGCAGAUGACCACAAAAGUGUUGGCUUCCACAGGCAGAAACGGCUGCGCGUUUUCGUCUAAUGAAGCAACGUGUCCAAAUACUGAAAGCUUACAAGUCUUCGUGCGUGUCACUCAUCUGGUCCUCUGCCCAGAUCAUGCUACACUACCUGGAGACAAGGAUAUACACUGGUUUGUAGGAGUGGCAUUAGCUAUGUCACUAAAACUGUGCCUCUCUGAUGCACUGACCUCUGGCACAUGUAGGAUUUUAAAAAAUGACAGUCAUGCUAUAUUUGUUGUUUUGUAGAUUUAGGCUUCUUUGAAACCAUUAGGUAACACUUCAUGAACAUUUUCCUGAUUAAUAGUAGGAAAAUAUUUGUUGUGAGGGUCAGUGUGCAGCCUUACUAAUCAUAAUUUUACCUCUUCAUUUCCAUUUGAUCUAAAUUGAUUUAGCCAUCACGAUUUCGUUAUGUUCAUAGAGCGUAGUGAUUAAAAAAUGUGGUUGAUUUUGUACAAUCAAGUAGGCUUUGGAUAAUAUGAAAACUUCAUAUCACGAUUAAUCUUAGCAAAGUAACUGCGAUUCAAGAUGCAAACUAAUUAUGCUUAACACUCUUAAAAUGGCAUGAACUAUACUGGAAUCACUUUAGAUUUUGUUAAGAAACUGAUAUUUGCCUCAAAAAUACGACAUGCAUCUUAAAAAGCCAGAUUUUUAAAUAUUUCAAAUGACUUUCAAUAUGAAAUAUGCCAAUACAUUUUUGAGAUCUUUAGCAGUUUUUGAGAUUGGUGCAUUUGUGGCUUGUUUUUGCAGAAUCUCCUUCAUUGUUGGACUAUGGAAAUGUAAUCAUUGUGAAGUUUGUUUUUUUUCGCGAUCUGUGAUAAAAUCAUGUAUCGUCCCGUCCCUACAAUCAAAUCACGUUUGAGAUAUAUUUUUAGCCUUUGUCAUCCACUCUUUUAUAUGUUUAGUGGUAACACACACUAUAUUAUAGAAGAAAUUUCACAAGCUGUUUCGGAACAACUGUUAAGAGUUUAGUUUCCAUAAUGUUUCCAUGUAGCUUGGGGAACAUCAAAGGUCAUUUUUAUUUAUUGACAUAUUUAUUGUUAUGAAUAAUAAUUAACUUUCAUUAUUUAUACCAUUGCCAAAAAAGCGACCCUGGAAAAACAAGCAGGCACUUCUUUUUGUGUCGUAUUUUCGCUUCAGGGCAAAAAAUGACUGACAUCACACAUUUUCAAGGUAUGGUUGAAGCUUGUAGUGUUGAGUUAAACUCCGUUCCUGCUUGCUGCACAGUGUAGCACUCUGGUCCACACAGUCGAUGUGUCAAUGUUUCGUGUGCCAUUUUUUUCCACAAGAGACCACAGUCAGCAGAGUGUGGAAGCUUUCAGGCUGCAGAAUGCAGAAAAUGUCACCUCAUAUUGGAGUUGAGGUGACACCAAUGUUAGAAAAUGAGGACUAAGCUGUUGAGUCCAUCCCUUAUAGUAAACCGAAUAAAUAAAUAGUCCUUCUGUGCAUGUCAGCUGCGACAUGGGAUGCAGAUCUGGAUUGUUUUGUCUCGGUUUAGACUCAGACUAGAUGAAGGAAACCUUUUCUGGAUUUAAAAAGAAGCUCAGAUUUAUUUCCCUCAUUGUGCCACAUGUACAUAAUAAUGUCCAUACAAGCCUCACAAAGUGUUCCUGUCUGUAUAUAUGCAGCUCUAUUAACAAAUCAAAAAUGAAUAUAGUGAGGUUUGAAGUUAUAAAGAACAACAGACACACAGCUCAGAGUAGCUGGCUGUUGACGUUGUGACAUUUGAAACUCGAUUUUGCCCAUUUUUCUGCAGUCUCUUAUGUAUAAAGGAAAGAGUUACAGAGUUAUAUAUUAUUGCUGAAGAGUGAUGCUACAGUGCUGGCACUGCCAUCUAUUGACAGACAAUGAAAAUACAGCCGGCAUCAAUUUCUAGGGAUCCCAUACACCCCUUCUUUUUCACUUUACAUUCUCCUUUUAACUUCUUUUUAAAGCAUUUCUCAACUCUCAGACUUCCUCUUGGCCUUUGCUGAAGUAGCAUGGCCGCGAUGAGGCUUCAAUGCAUGCUUUGUUCACUCUGCGGCACUUCAUGUGAGUUUUAAAAAAAAUAAUUUCUGUUUUUUUUUUUUUUUUUACUAUUACAUAUUUCAUUGCAAGUCCUAAGCUGUUCAGUUAACUUCCUUUUACUUGUGUAUUAUUCUGUUCCACGUUGCCGUUAAGCCAUUUCCCCCUUAGUUAUUGUUUGCUUGUCAUGGAUUUCAGAUAUAAAUUAUGCAAAUAUGAGCUGUUUUUAUGUCAAUUUCAAAUAAAUGUUUUGUACAGAU
Molecule: messenger RNA, 4200 nt
Organism: Plectropomus leopardus (leopard coralgrouper)
Lineage: Eukaryota; Metazoa; Chordata; Actinopteri; Perciformes; Serranidae
Gene: tnfrsfa
Product: tumor necrosis factor receptor superfamily, member a
Biological process (GO): TRAIL-activated apoptotic signaling pathway; positive regulation of apoptotic process
Cellular component (GO): plasma membrane; cell surface
Molecular function (GO): protein binding
Source: RefSeq, a predicted model, not a curated record